GCUUGAAAAAAUAGUGGGAAUUAUGCGAUAACAGAUUUUUUUCUAUCGAUAAUAGCUUGUGUCAUCGCAAUAGAAUUUACCACCCCUAAAUUACUGGCUCCCCACCCCAAAAAGAAAACAACCAAGCCUGAAAAAUGCGACGCCGCGAACUCCAGACCAUCCAGCUGAAGCUGUCCGAUCUCAAGGAGUACGAGCAGGCCAAGAUGGAGCGUCUGAGGAGUCGCCAGCAAUUGCUGACUCCCCGCACGCCCACUCCACCCUCCGACAGCGAGGUGCUGCCGGUGACCUCCAGCAGCGUUCCUGCUGUUCUGCUGGCUAGCGGCGGCAAGGAACAAGACGAGGAUGCCGCUAAGUCGGAGCCCACAACCAAGCCCAGUACAUCCUCCACCUAGGAUCAAGGGCCGCAGUCGAAUUUUAUUUCUACCUCAAUGGAUGGAGCACCUACAAUUUGCACAGACCAUAUUUUACAAUUUAGGUUUAAUUAACGUAAGCUGUUCGCGGAAUUCGAAUCGAUCGUGGCAAUUUACUACUAUAUAUUAAGUGUAUUUAAUCGGGCACUAUCAUUAAUUAGUGCCGAACAGCCAGACUGUUAAAUAUAAGCAAGAACUCAAAAAAAUA
Drosophila ficusphila is the source of this 618-nucleotide messenger RNA. RefSeq lists its product as uncharacterized. The transcript has 2 exons. The record is from RefSeq and is a predicted model, not a curated record. Bases 135 to 392 code for a protein of 85 amino acids. NCBI's taxonomy places the organism in Eukaryota, Metazoa, Arthropoda, Insecta, Diptera, Drosophilidae.